Molecule: messenger RNA, 1129 nt
Organism: Amphimedon queenslandica
Lineage: Eukaryota; Metazoa; Porifera; Demospongiae; Haplosclerida; Niphatidae
Product: mitotic checkpoint protein BUB3-like
Exons: 5
Coding region: 28-1041 (337 amino acids)
Molecular function (GO): protein binding
Source: RefSeq, a predicted model, not a curated record
CACCACUUUUAUACAAAUUUUACAAAAAUGCCUCUCAAAAUGGAGUUUGAGCUUCCCAAUCCUCCAACGGACGGUAUCACCAACGUGACGUUUUCUCCAGUCCCUGGAUCAUCUCAUUUGUUAGUUAGCUCGUGGGAUAAAAGCGUGAGACUCUAUGAUACCACAGCUGCCUCUGAAUCAGCCAGUGGAUCACAACUGGUCUCCUACAGUCACUCAAAUGCUGUACUAGACUGUAUAUUCUCCGACGAAAACCACACAUUCUCAGCUGGACUAGAUAGAACAUUACAAACAUAUGAUCUAGCAGCUCAAAAGCAGUCCACACUAGGUACACAUGAAAAUGCCAUCAGUAGCAUAGAGCAUUGUCCUUCCCUGAGUAUCAUUAUAACUGGUAGCUGGGACAAUACGCUGAAGAUAUGGGAUCCUAGACAGCAUUAUGCAGUAGGGACCUACAAUCAAUUGAAUGAGAAAGUAUAUACAAUGUCAUUAUCUGGUGAGAGACUAGUUGUGGGUACUUCAAAUCGCAAGGUUCUUGUUUGGGACUUGCGUAAUAUGCAGUUUGCUGAACAACGUCGUCAGUCCAGUUUAAAAUACCAGACACGUUGCAUUAGGUGCUUCCCUAAUAAACAAGGUUUUGUGCUUAGCUCUAUUGAAGGAAGAGUGGCUGUGGAGUAUCUUGACACUCAACAAGAGGUUCAACAAAAGAAGUAUGCUUUCAAGUGUCACAGACUGAAAGAGGACGGGAUCGAAAAGGUGUAUCCAGUAAAUGCUGUUGCUUUCCAUAACAUCCAUAACACGUUUGCCACCGGUGGUUCUGAUGGCUUUGUAAAUAUAUGGGAUCCUUUCAAUAAGAAAAGGCUUUGCCAGUUUCAUCGCUAUCCCACAGAUAUUUCGUCACUCUCAUUCAGUCAUGAUGGGAAAAAGAUAGCAAUAGCAGUUUCUGCAGUUUUACCUGAUGAGCCAGCUGAAGGAGAAGAACCUUCACCCAAAAGAGACUAUGUAGUAAUAAGGCAUGUGUCUGAUGGUGAGACACAACCAAAAUAACUUGAGACAUAAUUUACUUAAUGGAUUUGGUACACGCAUGCAGGGAAUAUCAGUCAUUUUGUUCUAAAAAUAAUCAAAAAGUGAUAAA